GGGUACAUAGCCAUGCCAACACCAUACACGAAGGAUAGGAGAGAAUGCUGCCUGCUCCUCGUCUCGUGUAUGAUAUCCCACUCUUUGACCGCCUAUCUCGCCCUCUUUCUCUCUCCUCUACCUCCCCCAUUUACUUGGCAAUUACAGGGCUUCACCCGCGACUAUAAUAACGGUCUGAUGGGAUGGCAGCAAAGCGGCAAUAAAAACCUCCCUGACAGAUUAACGGUCUCUUCCAUCUCCGCAGCUGUAAUUAACAGUAAGCCUCAGGAGGGCGAAAUAAUAGACGGAAGGCUGAAUAUAGAGAUAGAAAGAGAUAUGCAAUUUAAUAAUCAAGAUUGUACACGCCUUUUUAACUUUCCUCUUAAAAUUAUAACAAUAUAGUUAGAGCUAUGUGAGCUAUAAGUGUUAUUCAGCAUGAUGGGAGGUUCUGGAGAGUUUUCCUCUCUUGGGGAGGAGAGAUUGUUUGAGUUUCCCGAAUUAAUUAUUUUAGGGGUAAUUGGGGUAGGGCCCUGAAAUGCCCUAGAAUAAAUACUUACUUUGUAGAGAAAGAGAGGGGGUUGCAAACAUUUGUGUGGACACUUCCCUCCUUUUUUUUUGGAGAUGCCUAACUUGCAUAAUCAUACCCUCAAUAUCCUUGGUGUCACGUCUCCAACCGCCUCCCCUCCUUCCUCUCCUCUCUCCUCUCUGCACACCGUGAGGAUCUCUUCAGUGGAGCCUUGGGUCUCAGGCUAUGUACACCCGGCUGGCUGCACAACAUCCACCCCCACACUGCUGAACCCAAUGUGGCACUCGGACGUGGAAAAAGGUGGAUCACUGAACUGAAACUCAGUUAACCUGAUGGAGGCCUAAGUGUGUGAUUUAUUGAGACGUUUCUCAAUGGGUCCCUGGCAGUACAAAGGCGCCCUUUCAUCGAGAGAUUUGAUUUGGUACACUUUUUUUAUGUGUGGCAGAAGGUUGUAGCAUCACGUUGACCGGACUGGAUGCUGGGAGGACGAGUGGGACACGACACUUGUGGACAUUCUGUCUAAAAUAAAUGCUUUUUAUUGACUCCUUUCGGGCAAUGGAAGGAUCUCCGAAGACCUGUAGCUCGACUGGUUGGACUGGUGAACGGGUUUGGACCCGAUGCUUUUAGAUCCUUUUCCUGGUGGACUGCGUGGAAGAAAAACGCGACAACUCCAAUUUAUUCAAUUUAAAAGAACAUCACCUUGUAUUUCGGAUAUCUGCGACAUGGGCUGAGCUCUGUGCUGGUCGCUCUUGAUGAGUUUUUUCCCGGAUCGAUAUUAAUUUCUGCAGACGUCUGUGGGAAGCCUCUGAGUGACUCCAGGGUGGUUUGUAUUUGGAGGCUUUACGCACCGACGCAUAGACGCACCGGCAGCAGAGCCGAGGGGGGGCAGUGCACGACACACCGAACACUGGUCUGGUGCGCGACCCGGGGAACCCAUCGCUCAGUCCGGACCAUGUAUCUCACCCGCCUCCUCUUCCUGCUGCUGAGGCUGGCGGUCACCCUCGACGGGCUCAACACCUGCCAGUUUUUCAACCUGGACGAGCAGAAGUCCAAACGCAUCGAGGCGGUCCGCGGGCAAAUCCUUAGCAAGCUCCGCAUCAGGAGUCCACCGGCCAGGCAAGAGACCCCUCCGACCGACACGGUUCCCCCAGAGGUCAUGCUCCUCUACAACAGCACGAGGGAGCUGCUCAAAGAGCGUGCGCGUCAGGCCGAGUCCGCUUGCGACCGCGAGAGUAGCGAAGAGGAUUAUUACGCAAAAGAGGUGCAGCGUAUUGACAUGUUGCCGCCCCGGGCAGAUACCAAUGCGGUGAACCCGGAGUCGCCCAGUCCCCACUACAGGACGGUCCACUUCGACGUCAGCGGCGUGGAGCUCGCCAACAGCACCCUGGUGAAGGCCGAGUUCCGGAUCUUCCGGGCCCCGAACCCGCAGGCCAGCGCCGCCGAACAGAGAGUAGAGGUUUAUCAGCUGCUGAUGCCGGGUGAGGAGAGCGUCUCCACACAGCGCUAUGUGGACUCCAGGAACGUGCAGCCGCGAGCCAAAGGGAGCUGGAUGUCUGUGGAGGUCACGGAGACGGUGAAGGACUGGCUGGGAGACACAGAGAAGAACCUGGGCCUGAGGCUGAGCGUCCACUGCCCCUGCUGCACCUUCGUCCCGUCCACCAACAACAUCCUGCCCAACAAGAGCGAGGAGCUGGAGGCGCUCUUCGCAGGUGUGGACGACCUGCAGCUCCGACAGAUGCAGCGGCCGGGCCAGACCAAGGGCCAGCCCGACUUCAGCACCAAGACCCCCCACCUCAUCCUCACCCUGCUGCCUGGCGACCGCGUGGACAACCCCAACAAGAGGAGCCGCAAGAGGAGGGCGGCCGCCGUCGACUCCUCCACCUGCUCCCGGAAUUCCGAGCAGGGCUGCUGCCUGCGCUCGCUCUACAUCGACUUCCGGCGCGACCUCAACUGGAAGUGGAUCCACGAACCCAAGGGCUACAAGGCCAACUUCUGCGCAGGCAGCUGCCCCUAUCUCUGGAGCGCCGACAACCACUACAACAUGAUCCUCCCUCUGUACAACAAGAUGAACCCCGAGGCGUCGGCGUCCCCCUGCUGCGUGCCCCAGGACCUGGAGCCCCUCACUAUCGUGUACUUCAUGGGCCGGACCCCCCGCGUGGAGCAGCUCUCCAACAUGGUGGUCAAGUCCUGCAAGUGCCGCUGA
This is a messenger RNA of Gadus macrocephalus (Pacific cod), 2708 nucleotides long. It is a transcript of the gene tgfb5, whose product is annotated as transforming growth factor, beta 5. The transcript is spliced from 7 exons. The coding region runs from base 1458 to 2708 and encodes 416 amino acids. Gene Ontology annotation, biological process: transforming growth factor beta receptor signaling pathway; SMAD protein signal transduction; BMP signaling pathway. Gene Ontology annotation, cellular component: extracellular region. Lineage: Eukaryota; Metazoa; Chordata; Actinopteri; Gadiformes; Gadidae. The record is from RefSeq and is a predicted model, not a curated record. Gene Ontology annotation, molecular function: type III transforming growth factor beta receptor binding; type II transforming growth factor beta receptor binding; growth factor activity.